AUGCCGAAGCACAGAUUCAUUUUUUGGCAAACUAUCAAUACUCAGCUUUUAGCUCAUGACAAGUUUGUGCAAUUUCAAAUCACUCUUGACAAUAUUAAGUGCCCGGUUUGUGACACAGCAGCUGAGAGCAAUGCUCAUUUGUUUUUUGACUGCUAUUUUUCACAGCAAGUGGUGGAGCAGGUCUGUUUGUGGCUGGGAGUUAGGAGUUGGCCGACUAGUUUCAAUUCCUGGCAGCAAUGGCUGCGGCAAACCAGCAAAGACAAGAUGCAAAAGGUGCAUAUUUCGAUAAUGGCUGUCAUGAUUUACAGCAUUUUGAGCAAUAAAAACAACUGCCUCUUCAACAAUUACUCGAGUACAACAACAAAAGUUACACAGGAAAUAAAGAAAAUAGUAUACUAUAGAUUACAAAUAGCUAAAAAUAGAAGCUUGAAAGCCCAUGAGAAGAGAUACAUAGAGAGCAUUUUGGUGUAA
This is a messenger RNA of Cannabis sativa, 471 nucleotides long. RefSeq lists its product as uncharacterized. The transcript has a single exon. The record is from RefSeq and is a predicted model, not a curated record. Lineage: Eukaryota; Viridiplantae; Streptophyta; Magnoliopsida; Rosales; Cannabaceae. Bases 1 to 471 code for a protein of 156 amino acids.